Molecule: messenger RNA, 681 nt
Organism: Malurus melanocephalus (red-backed fairy wren)
Lineage: Eukaryota; Metazoa; Chordata; Aves; Passeriformes; Maluridae
Gene: STMND1
Product: stathmin domain containing 1
Source: RefSeq, a predicted model, not a curated record
AUGGGCUGCAACAUUUCUAUCCAGACUGCAGUCACUCAGUUCCCUUCCGAGGGGCUACAGAACAACCAGGGAGUCAAAAGGCAGGUGGCGACUUCUUCCCCACAGACUAUGAGCAGCAAUUCCCAAAGCACGAACACACUGCUCACCAAUGAGUUCAUCAGCAAAUCAUYGCCCUUAGAGGAAACAAGAGAGGCAAAAAUCAUCAUUCUUGAAAAGCUGAGGAUGCAGGGAAUAAUCAAGAGCCAAAAUACGAGUGCUAGAAUUGAGAAGAAGGUAGAGAACUUUGGAGAUGCCCUGAAAAAGACACUGAAGAAAUCCCCAGCUAGGCUGGAAAAAAUUCAAUUUGGAAAUGAGGAAGUAGGUGAUUUUACAGCGAGGGACAUGAAGCCUUCUGCUGAAGCAAAGAAACAGCAAAAGAUGCAUAAAACUGCUCAUCAAACUACAAGGAAACAGAGUGAAAAGGACUGCCCAGAUUUCAAAAGUCAAGGAGACCCUCAGCCSUCACCUUUAGAUGCUGAGCCAGGCAUGCUGCUGAAGAAAAUAACUGCAGUAGACACCACAAACAAUUACACUGAGGGCUGUGUCACCGAGUUGAUAACUUACAGCUGCAUCAAUGAAUCAAUCUGGAUCUGUCCUGCAAAUGUGAAGAACUCCUCUGUUCCCUGCAAACACUUUUUUUGA